Microthlaspi erraticum is the source of this 552-nucleotide messenger RNA. The record is from the annotation of a GenBank genome assembly. NCBI's taxonomy places the organism in Eukaryota, Viridiplantae, Streptophyta, Magnoliopsida, Brassicales, Brassicaceae.
AUGGGUCCAUCUGUGAGAAGGCUUUACGUCCAAGGAAAGGAAAUCAAUGGUGUUGGAAUCAACGCCCGUUUCGCAGCUCACCAGGAUGUUGACGGUAGAGCCGCAACAUAUUUUCAGUACGGAGCCUCUGGGGUUCGUCUUUGCUCCAGUGGAAGAUUGAGGAACGCUGCAUUUGUGGAUUUGAAGAAUGAAGCUUUUGCUUAUCAAGCACAUCGCCAGUUAAAUGGGCUGAGGUUUCUUGGUAAGGUUCUACAGGUGCAGAGAGCCAAUAAACCUGUUGAGAACAAGAAGUCUCGGCAAAAUGAAGAAUCUUCCAAAGAUGGUCACUACUCAUUCUCUACAAUAUCAGCAGCAGCAGCAAUGAUUCAAAAUCAGGGCAGAUACUUUCUGAACUACACAGCUGGGAAUCCAUCGCUUGUGCUAUAUAUCAAAAACCUUGCCAAAGAUGUGAAUGUUGAUGAUUUCUAUUACAUAUUUGCUCAAGAGGUUCUAGGGCAAGUCAGGGGAAGGGGUUUGCGUCAUGAGAAGACGAAGAAGAAACGAGGAAGCUAA